AGCUCUCGGCAUCCUUCCGGCAUCCUUCCCCUAGCCUAGCCCUACGAGUUCUCCCCUCAUACAUCAGUCCCCGCACGGGGCAUCGGCUAGCCUACUUGCGACGAUAAUGCAGCUUGGGAGGACGAGCAAAGGAGCAAUUACACACUUACGGGGAGGAGGCGCACCACAUUGGCUGCCGUUGGGACUGCCUGUGUUCACGGCUUUGCAGCACCCUUCGACGCAUAAAGUCUGCCGCCCCAGCCCUCCUUCGGACGUUUGUUUCACCCACCGAUGAUGCGCCUCGAUCAGAUCGCAUUGGACCAAAACGCGACACAUACCCUCACGCCCUCCGCUGACCACCCUAAGUGGUCCAAUCACCCUUCGUCCUACUUCAUAUAGGACUAGAGGGUACACGACAUCUCAGCAUGGCGGCGUCGAUGUACCUCAACGAUGAUGAACGAUUCGACCUUCCCAUACGCUUCCCAGUGGGCUCUAGCGAAUCUGCAUACAGUGUCACUGGCGUAGGUUCGCAGCGUGUCACGGCACCCCAGCAUGACUCUUGGUCACAGCAUGAUACUCAUCUCGAAAUCCCUCCGCCUUCCGAACAUCACGCCAACAACGAGCCCCCACCCGUACACUCGCACGCAUACUCCAGCCAAGGUCUACUACUACUACAACACGCAGACAGCUCAGGCAGCCGCCUGCCAUCAGCUAAUUCGCAACAUGGUCUGCAGGUGGCUGAUGCAAACACACCCGAGGAACCUGUCUCUCCUUCGUCUGCGCCGCUAUUCUCGAUCCCCAACAAACUUCAAUGCGAACAAUGCCCUGUGUUGUUCAAUGGUAACGACAGAAAAAACAACCUCGCGCGACACGUACGGAAUAAACACACGUUGGCCAACGUGAGCACCUUCAGGUGCACUAGGUGCAACAAAGUAUGCGGUCGCAAGGAUGCCUUAUUGAAGCACGAGCGCAAGUGCCAGCCAGGCCUACAUUCUGAUCCCGUCAAGAGAAAGAAGGACAAAAAGGCCACUGCUACAACUCCAUCACGCAAAGCCAACAACCGCUUCACCCCCCGUCGCCCACCAGCCAAGAGGCCUGCCCCAACCAAUGUCGUCUCGGCACCGCAGACCCCUCGAACGCACGCGCCCACGGUGUUUGCGACCCAGACCUCGUUCACUGUGCCGGACCUACAGCAAGCACCAGGCAUGGGCCCGCUUGCACUCGACUUUUCAAAUAUUCAUACAUCAGCACAUACAGACCAUGAACCCUCAGUUGCCAAUGUCUGGGGUGUUGGAAACUGGGUACCGACUCCCUCCGGACCGUCUGAUCCUGCAGCAGGCGAGGACCAAGCCUUCAAGCAACUCCAUUACGCUAUGCAGCAAGCCGUAGAGGCGGUGCCAUCUCACCAAGCUGCCGAUCCCUUCCUCUAUCUUGGUCAGCAUAGACUUGCACCGUACAAUGCGGCCCAACAGGAGGGCUGGCCGUCGCCACAGCAUCUGCAUCCUCCUUACCCUGCCCAGGGUUACAGACGCCCGCUUUCGCCAACCUAUGUAAGCGUAUGUCUUGAGUCGACGGAUCUGAGCACACUACCAAGCAACAACGUUUUCGACGCCGCCUCUUCAUCGUACUUCCCUCUGACAUACCCAUACAAUGGACCGACCUCUGUGCACGGCUCAGUAGAUCCCGCCCAUCGCAGCCCUCUAGCAUCGCCGAUCUCAUUUCAUUCAACAUCGCUACACUCCGCAGCAUCGCCUUAUGGUACGCAUCAUAACAUCCCAUCUGCCCAAGGUUCGCCUCCAGGGCAUCAUUGCCAGGCUAUUCCGAAUUCUGAUGCAAGCUUUAUCUACAGUCAAGAGGAUGAGGACUUAUUGACAGAUCUAUUUACUUGGUCCCCACCGCUGUAAGAAGAUCUGGGGUAGCAAAAUUGGAGCGGUCAUUAAGUAGCGUUUCGUACCACCUCAUUCAAGAAACGGAGAAGGUGCUCUGCAGUCUACAUCGGUAUAAAACAAAGAUUAAUGAGAUCACGAAGGCAAUGUAGACUUUUAGCUUAGCUGGCAGGUGUUCACUUUU
Messenger RNA from Alternaria rosae, 2049 nucleotides. RefSeq lists its product as uncharacterized. Lineage: Eukaryota; Fungi; Ascomycota; Dothideomycetes; Pleosporales; Pleosporaceae. The record is from RefSeq and is a predicted model, not a curated record. The transcript has 2 exons. Bases 405 to 1883 code for a protein of 492 amino acids.